Molecule: messenger RNA, 873 nt
Organism: Cannabis sativa
Lineage: Eukaryota; Viridiplantae; Streptophyta; Magnoliopsida; Rosales; Cannabaceae
Product: L10-interacting MYB domain-containing protein-like
Exons: 2
Coding region: 1-873 (290 amino acids)
Source: RefSeq, a predicted model, not a curated record
AUGGAAACUGAGGUAACACAAGGAAAAUCAAAAGCAGUUUGGGAUUCAACAACACAUGAGAAAUGGAUUGAUUUAGCUGUAGAACAAGUGAGAGCUGGCAAUAGAAAUGGAUCACAUUUAAGCAAAUUAGGUUGGAAAAAUUUUAUUGAAAAAUUUAAUUUAAAGACGGGUAGAAAUUAUGAUCGAAAACAAAUGAAAAAUCAUUGGGAUAAUGUUAAAAAGGAGUGGCAGUUGUGGGAUUCAUUACUUAGAGGAGAGACUGGACUUGGUUGGGACAUGCAAAGGCAAACAGUUGAUGCUCCUAAUGAAUGGUGGGAGGAAAAGUUACAAAAGUAUCCUGAUGCUGCUAAAUUUCGAGUGAGAGGUUUAGAACAUUCUUUCAAACUGGAUGAGUUGUUUAGAGAUGUUACCGCUACAGGGGCUAGAGCUUGGGCACCAACUUCUGGUUCACUUCCUCCUUUAUACACAGAGGAUCAUAAUGAUAUAGAGAUCGAUGAGAAUUCAAAGGAAAGUGACCAUGAGAGAGUGUGUCAACAAAUAAGAAAAGAGAAGAAUUUACUUGACCCAAAUAAGAAGCAAUUUAAGAAGGGAAAAAGAAAUAAUUCUACAACAGCAAAGUUGUCCAAACAACUUGAUGAAAUUUGUGAGGCAAUAAAAAAUAGGAGCUCAUACAUACGUACCGAUCCUCCUGGAUGUAGUGUUCAAGAAGUGAUGGAUAAAUUAGCUACACUUCCAGGUUGUGAACCAAUGAGCCCUCUAUUCAAAGUUGGUACUAAUUUAUUCAUGAAGAAAGCAAAUAGGGAAAUUUUUGUUGCUUUGAAGGAGCCUAAAUAUCAAAUUGAAUGGCUGAAAGAACAGGAUUUGAACUUCUAA